UGGAAUGUUAGCCAAAACAGCUCCCUAGAGAAGCAACGGCUUCCUCUCUCUCUCUCUCUCUCUCUCUCUCUCUCUCUCUCUCUCUCUCUGUCAGACACACUCACUCGCAGAAGAAGACAAGCUCGUUGAUGGCUACCAUGAAGAAAGAGGGGGUUAAGCCCAUGGAAAACAUGACAAACAUGCCCAACAAGGGGGCAUGGACAGCUGAGGAAGAUAGGAAAUUGGCUGAGGUUAUUGCAAUCCAUGGCGCAAGAAAAUGGAAGACAAUUGCAGCCAAAGCAGCUCUCAAUAGGUGUGGUAAGAGUUGCAGGCUAAGAUGGUUGAAUUAUUUAAGACCAAACAUCAAGAGAGGCAACAUUUCUGACCAAGAAGAGGACCUCAUACUUAGGCUUCAUAAACUACUAGGAAACAGGUGGUCACUGAUCGCUGGAAGACUGCCGGGUCGAACAGAUAAUGAGAUUAAGAACUAUUGGAAUUCUCAUUUGAGCAAGAAGAUAAGCCAGAAAGGGAAACAAACUGGAGUUUCAACUAAAGAAGAUCACAGAGUUGAGAAAAAUAUAAUAAAAAACAAUUUGGAUUUGAAAGAAGACAAUAAAUCCAGCCAAAGGGGUGAAGAAGAGUCAAAACUGAAUUUUAACGUGGAUGAUUUCUUUGAUUUCUCCAAUGAAGAUCCCUUGAACCUGGAAUGGAUGAGCCGAUUCCUUGAAAUAGAUAAGGCUUAGAUUUUGGUAUGCCACAACAGUCUGUAAAUCUUGUCCUCUCUCUUGAAUUAUUAGUGUAACUACUAAUUAGUCAUGGGCUAUAUAUUUGACAUUCCUGCUG
Messenger RNA from Populus trichocarpa (black cottonwood), 822 nucleotides. Its product is annotated as transcription factor MYB3. NCBI's taxonomy places the organism in Eukaryota, Viridiplantae, Streptophyta, Magnoliopsida, Malpighiales, Salicaceae. Gene Ontology annotation, cellular component: nucleus. Gene Ontology annotation, molecular function: transcription cis-regulatory region binding. The transcript has 3 exons. The coding region runs from base 129 to 722 and encodes 197 amino acids. The record is from RefSeq and is a predicted model, not a curated record. Gene Ontology annotation, biological process: cell differentiation.